Schizosaccharomyces octosporus yFS286 is the source of this 1374-nucleotide messenger RNA. Its product is annotated as atypical/RIO/RIO2 protein kinase. Gene Ontology annotation, cellular component: cytosol; nucleus; preribosome, small subunit precursor. Lineage: Eukaryota; Fungi; Ascomycota; Schizosaccharomycetes; Schizosaccharomycetales; Schizosaccharomycetaceae. Gene Ontology annotation, biological process: protein phosphorylation; maturation of SSU-rRNA. Gene Ontology annotation, molecular function: ATP binding; protein serine/threonine kinase activity. The record is from RefSeq and is a predicted model, not a curated record. The transcript has 2 exons. Bases 96 to 1157 code for a protein of 353 amino acids.
ACUAUUUCAGCAUUUGGUGUUGCCAGCGCGACACAACACCACUUUUCAAUACCCCAUCACUUUUUUUAGGAAUAUCUGAAAAUAGUUUAUUCGAGAUGGUUAAUCUAAACAUUAAAUCAAUGAGGUACUUGUCCGCAGAGGAUUUUCGAACUUUAACAGCAGUUGAAAUGGGAAGUCGUAACCAUGAAGUUGUUCCUACUACUAUGAUCAAUCAAAUUGCGAAGUUAAGAGGUGGCACCUGUGCUAAGUCUUUGUCUGUUUUAUAUAUGACAAAGCUAAUUGCCAAGAUGCCUCAUAUCAGCUAUGACGGAUACAGAUUGACCUCUGCUGGUUAUGAUUAUCUUGCCAUGAAAGCAUUAUCGAAACGUGCAAGUGUAUACUCUGUUGGUAAUCAAAUUGGAGUUGGAAAAGAGUCGGAUGUAUAUGUCGUUAGCGAUCAGAAGGGAAAGCAAUAUAUCUUAAAAAUUCAUCGUUUGGGAAGAACCUCUUUCCGUAGCGUAAAGAAUAACAGAGACUAUCUAAGAAACAGAAAAACAAGCUCAUGGCAAUACCUCUCUCGGUUGGCAGCUACAAAAGAGUAUACAUUUAUGAAAAUCCUCUACGAGCAUGGAUUUCCUAUCCCCAAACCAAUUGAUCAUUCUAGACAUUGCGUUAUUAUGGAAUUUAUUGAUGCUUUUCCUUUGCGAGCAAUUGAGGAAGUGCGAGACCCUGCUGAUCUUUAUCAGAAACUUAUAGAUAUUUUAGUACGGUUUGCGAGAAAUGGUUUGAUUCAUGGUGAUUAUAAUGAGUUCAAUAUCAUCGUCCAUGAAGAUGGUACACCAGUUAUUAUUGACUUUCCUCAGAUGGUAUCUACUAACCACCCUGAUGCUAAGUGGUACUUUGAGAGGGAUUUAAAUUGCAUUGUUGAUUAUUUUAAAAAGCACUAUCUAUAUGAAGGCCCUAUUCCUAACUUUGACGAAAUUGUAAGUAUGGAGAAAGAAAAUUCCUUGGAUGUGCUUGUUGAAGCCACCGGUUUUAAUAAAAAGCAGGCGAAGGAAUUGGAACGAUAUAGGAAAGAUAUCGAAGAAAGAAAGAGCAAGGGUGAAUUGGAGGAGAACGAAGGACGAGAGGACGAAAGUUCUGAAGAGGAACAAGAGGAAGAAGGGGAAGAAGAAUAAAAUUCUGGUAGCGGCUGCUUAUUUUCAGGGAAUUUUAGGGCGAUUAUUGAGAAUAUUUUUGGUUAUUGGUAAUAAUGGAUAUAUUUGAUUUAGGAUAUUAUAAGCAAUAAUUUUAUAGAGGUAUCUUAGUCUUUUUUUUUUAAUCCUUUAGGCUGUACUAUGUAGAUUUUUAGAAGUUAAAAUCAGAGAUUGCUUGUGGUUUUUUAUUCAUAUGAAU